This is a messenger RNA of Dermacentor albipictus, 2962 nucleotides long. Its product is annotated as acetylgalactosaminyl-O-glycosyl-glycoprotein beta-1,3-N-acetylglucosaminyltransferase-like. The record is from RefSeq and is a predicted model, not a curated record. NCBI's taxonomy places the organism in Eukaryota, Metazoa, Arthropoda, Arachnida, Ixodida, Ixodidae. Gene Ontology annotation, molecular function: hexosyltransferase activity. Gene Ontology annotation, cellular component: Golgi membrane.
CGUAGCUCGACGAAGAGAAAGAAGAGGGCCAUCAUGGCUUCCCCGUGUUCAUAGUCAACCGACGGAAGAUGCCAGAACUCAGAAGUCACGACCACUGCCAAGAGAUGAGUUGAGUGCGCCCGAAGCCCGUGCCUGGAGGCAGGCGCAGCGCUACAGGAAAGAUGAGUGUCGGCAAGGAAGGCUACCAGCAGCCAAGGCCUUACAGCCGCAAGAAUCAACAUCGCAAGUUCCUGCGCCAUUUCCCGAUCAUCUUCGCGUUUCUCAUCCUGGUGACGGCUGGCGGCUGCAUCUAUCGCAGCCCCCAGUGGAUACCCACACAACAAUUGAACGCGGGGCGCAUCAACGCUGCGCCAGUCCUCAGAGCCCGCACCAGCCCAGCAUCAACCGGCAAGAGCCGAGCCGACAGCGCGAAGGGUCCUCCGAGCGCCGCGCUGCCCAGGCGCCCCGAAAAACCGCGCGCGAGUCCCGAUGCACCGCCGCAGCCCGCAACGACUGUGUCGACGUCCGCGCGCGUGGACCUCGAGUGGCUGGCGCGCAAGAUACCGUUCCCGCUGGACCCGCCCAGCGUAGUCGACCCGAGCGCCGACGGACGCCUGGUGCGCCACCUGUGCAACACCGGCAAAGCCGAGCACCUCAUUUUUGUGCACACGGAUCCAACGCACGCACGCGAACGCAAGCUGUUCCGCUCCACCGUGGGUCACCCGCGCAUUGCGUCGCUCUUCAAAUGGUCCAUGCUCUUCCUAGUCGGUACGCGGCCGGACGUGAAUAUAACCGACGAAGCUACGCAGUAUGGCGACAUUGUGCAGCUGCCAUUCAUGGACCAUUACCGAAACCUCUCGCUCAAGUUCCUCUACGGCAUGCGCUGGGUUAUGCUCAACUGCCCCUCGGUGCGUAGUCUGGUGAAGAUUGACGACGACGUCUUCAUACACCCGGAGCUGCUGGACGCAUACCUGCGCACUCGCAUCACUGCUAACGACCGGCGGCUGCACUGCUCCACUUUCCGUGGCAACGCCGUCAUUCGAAACCCUCAUAGCCGUCACUACCUGAGCCGUACCGACUAUCCCAAAAAAUAUUUCCCCAUGCACUGCCACGGCUGGUUCGUGGUCAUCCCGUCGCCCAUCAUGUGGGACCUGUACGUUGCCGCGUUCCGCGUCCCUUUCCACGCCAUCGACGAUGCCUACGUGACGGGCGACCUGGCCAAGACGGCGUCGUUGGGCCAUGCCGACAUCUCGCCCGUGCUGUCGGCCGAUGAGGACAGGCUUCUCGAGCUACUGCGUGGCGAGUACAUGUGCGCCUUGUUCACAGGCAGGACCAAGUUGAACAUACGUGUCACACUCUGGAAGACGCUCACCUUCAUCAAGAAGAGGCAGGAUCUGGAUCUGGCCAUGCAGAGCACGCUCAAGGCCUUUAAGCAGCCGAUGUCUCAGUGAGCACCCGAGUGCCGAAAAACGCAGCCGAUCAACACCGCGAGUGGGCUUUGUAAACGGUUGAGCUGUUUCGUGAGAAGUGCUUUGAUGGCUUCGCAGUGAACACGGCCAAGAGACGGGUGUGCGGGGUGCAUUGUAGACUAGCUAUGGGUGUUGGUUAAAGCGACGACUUAUCCACCUGAGUGCGGUGACAUGGCAGACAAAUGAAGCAGCUUUUCUAUGACAGUAGACAGCGAAGGUAACGCUUCCACCUCAAGCUAACUAUGGGCUUCAAAGGCACAAUUUUGUUACUAGUCAUCGUCUAAUGAAAUAGUUGCUCAUUUGAGUGCUUUGUCACCGUGCGUGUUCGUUUUUAGUCCUGUCACCCAGCGUCUUUUGGCCUUUUGAAUGCAUGUGCCUAAGGACGUGUGUCUUGCGCGCGUGUCUAAGUAACCUAGCGUGUAAGUAGUUAUUUCCUCUGGGAAAAGAAACCCAUGGCUUCCAGGCUUGGUUUUGACAACGACAAGUGGACCAUUUGCGUGAACUUCUCUCUGGUUAGUCCUUGUGGCUUCUAACAGGAAAUAAUUCCCGUUAUAUAGUUUAGACGCAAGCUUGAAAACUGACUCGCAAUCGAAACGUUAGUUUCGCACUUUGGCAGUACGGAGGAGCUUUGCUCAAGUUCAGAGUCUUUUAUCCCUUCUGUAACAGGUGUCGGAUGAUCCCACGUAUAGCAGCUUUCACCAGCUGCGUAGUGGAGGGUCUUCAGUAAGCGCGCAUUGCCCGCAUAAAUGUUCACCCGGCAAAUACCUGAACAGGUAUCACCUUAACAUUGCAAGCCCUUUGGGAGUCGAGAAAUACGCACGCGGCACCAUUUUUCGUUGAGAUGUGUGUUUGCUGUCUAUCUUGUGCUGCGAACUGCUCUUGUUGGCUUCGGACGUUGGGUUUUGCGGCUGUCUUUCCAAGUGCCAGUUGAAGGAAUGAAACUAACCCUUAUUCAUUAUAGUCGUCUUCCCUUUGUAAUUAGUGCAUGCCAUGCGCCAUGAAGUUCAAACUGAACUUAGUGGCUUUCAUAAGCCGUUGAGUGUCGUUAGCAUUGUUUUGUUGCUAUAAAUAUGUCAUCCAGUGUUGUUUUCUAAAGCGAGUGAAAUGAGUCGCGGAGGAGUGAUUUACACAGCUGCAUAUAUGUUUCAAGUGUCCUUGUGCUUCUCACAGCUACUCAAGUCUUUUUGUGUCUUGGACAUCGGACUUUUGAGCGUAUCUAAGACGUGUACGUUUUGAAGUGGUACUCAUUUCAUUUUCGGCACCCUGAGCAAUCAUGUAGUUAGCCGUGGACUUCUUGCUCAAAGACUCAUUUGCUUCGAAAAGUGGGGUAGUGUUCAAUGACUGUUUCCGGCAUGUGGUUCAUAAAAGGCUACAAUGACAGAAUGCUGACAGAAUAUGAAGCCUUUGCGGUGAAACCCUGGAAAAGCCCCAUGUAUUAUUACGUCAUCUUUGCUUAACAAAAGUAUACUUACAUAUGCUUCGAAAAAGCAUAAACGUCGCCCUAUCUAAAUGCA